AUGACUUCGAAGCAGGGCACCGAAGAAGCGCACAUUCAAGAUGCCGAGUCGAACGACUUUCAAGGUCUUGUUCUCGCAGACGUAAUUCCUAAGGAUCGUCCGGCGUGGUACAAGGAUUGGACGCUAUGGAAGUUGAACUUGUUGCUUUUGAGUGGUCUUUUGACGCAGACUGCCACUGGCUUUGACGCAAGUAUGCUCAAUGGAGCUCAGUCCCUUCCACAAUGGCAGUCCUACUUCGGCGAACCGAAAGGAACCCGUCUCGGAGCCAUGACGUUCGGUCCCAACGGUGGUGUCCUCAUCUCGAUUCUUAUCUCUUCUCAACUUUGCGACUGGCUCGGUCGACGAAUUCCCAUCCUUGGCGGCAGUCUCACCAUUAUCGUCGGCGCCAUCGUUCAAACUUGCUCCUACAACUACGGCAUGUUCGUCGCCUCGCGCUUCAUCAUCGGAUUCGGUCUCGGAAUUGUGUCGACUGCUGCACCGCCUUUACUAUCCGAGGUUACAUAUCCUACACACCGUGGAAAAGUUGUCAGCUUCAUGAUGGUUUCCUGGCCUCUGGGUGCUAUCAUUGCUGCUUGGGUUACGUAUGGAAGCUUUCAGAUGCAGAGUUCCUGGGCGUGGAGAUUGCCUAGCCUUCUACAGGCCAGUUUCUCAGUCAUUCAAGCUUCGCUCGUCAUGUUCGCGCCUGAAUCGCCGCGAUGGUUGAUCUACAAGGGACGAUACAAGGAAGCACAGGAUAUUCUUGUCAAAUGGCACGGCUAUGGCGAUCCCAACUCGCGGCUCGCACGUUUCGAAAUGGCCGAGAUUACAGCGACUCUCGAGAUCGAGAAAGUCCAGCAGAAGUCCCGAUGGGCUGAGUGGGUCUCAACAAAGGGUAACUGGCACCGAUUCUUCCUCGCGCUCUACAUCCCCGCUAUGCUGCAAUGGUCCGGCAACGCUUUGACUUCAUACUACCUCGCCAAGGUCCUCAACUCGAUCAACAUCACCGACCACAAAACCCAGCUUCUUUUGAACGGCGGUCUUCAAAUGUGGGGUUUUGCUUCAGCCGUUGUCUUUGCUACGCUGGUUGAUAGAUUUGGUCGUCGAUCCCUUUUCUUGCUUGGUAUGUCUGGUAUGGGCGCUUCCUACAUCAUCUGGACAAUUUGCUCCGCAAGAAACCAACAAGAGAAUUUUGAGCACAUUGGCUUCGCCGGAGCAGUCCUCGCCAUGAUCUUCGUCUUCUCAUUCUUCUACCACGCCAUCUCGCCCAUCGGCGCGACAUACAUCAUGGAAGCAACACCAUACUCGCUCCGCGCGAAAGCAUCCAUGCUGUACCAACUUACCGGUAACUUAGCUGGUGUGUACAACGCUUUUGCGAACCCUGUUGCUAUGGAAGCUAUUUCGUGGAAGUACUACAUUGUGUGGUGUGUAGCUAUCGCGAUUCAUUUGACCUUGAUCUUCUUCUUCUUUCCUGAGACAAAGGGACAUUCGCUUGAAGAGGUGGCGGAGAUUUUUGAUGGACCGGAUGCGCUUGUUGGAGCUAAUGCUAUUGGGCAGAAGAAGGUUGAUGAUAUGGCGAUGCAUUAG
Fusarium coffeatum is the source of this 1563-nucleotide messenger RNA. RefSeq lists its product as uncharacterized. Gene Ontology annotation, biological process: transmembrane transport; carbohydrate transport. NCBI's taxonomy places the organism in Eukaryota, Fungi, Ascomycota, Sordariomycetes, Hypocreales, Nectriaceae. Gene Ontology annotation, cellular component: membrane. Bases 1 to 1563 code for a protein of 520 amino acids. Gene Ontology annotation, molecular function: carbohydrate:proton symporter activity. The transcript is spliced from 2 exons. The record is from RefSeq and is a predicted model, not a curated record.